AUGCCCGCGGGCAUUGGCGGUGGCAUCCUCUUCGUACCGGUACUGCGUCUUAUUGGUGGGUUGUCUCAAAAGGAGUCCUCCUCAUUGAGUCAAGCACUGGUAGCGGCAUCGGCGUUAGCUGCGAACCUUUUCAACUUUUACGCACAGUAUCGCGCGAAGAAUGAACCCAAGGCUCUUAUCGUGUGGCCAUUUGUUAUUCUCAUGCUGCCAUGUGCGGUAGUGGGCUCCCUCAUUGGCAUCUACCUCUACUCCUGGCUUCCUUCUCUCCUACAACUCAUCCUCUACUUCAUCGUAGCGUGCUUUGGUAGUCUAGCGGCUUAUCGGAAAGGCUACAAGCUUUGGAAAGCGGAGACUGAUGCCAAGGAAUCGGCAAUCCGGGAAUUCGACUCGACUACGACUGUCACGUGUAGUCCCUCAGUGGAACCCGAGGAAGUUUAUCAUUUAUGUGGUUGUGACUGUGGUGGUAUGGGCCGUAUGUCUCGUAUUCCCCCCAUUACGUGGCUCUUCAUCAAGCGAAAGUGUGGUCGGAGUCCCUUACUGUGA
This is a messenger RNA of Perkinsus marinus ATCC 50983, 543 nucleotides long. RefSeq lists its product as hypothetical. NCBI's taxonomy places the organism in Eukaryota, Perkinsozoa, Perkinsida, Perkinsidae. Gene Ontology annotation, biological process: protein ubiquitination. The coding region runs from base 1 to 543 and encodes 180 amino acids. Gene Ontology annotation, cellular component: membrane; Cul4A-RING E3 ubiquitin ligase complex. The transcript is spliced from 4 exons. The record is from RefSeq and is a predicted model, not a curated record.